Molecule: messenger RNA, 258 nt
Organism: Prorocentrum cordatum
Lineage: Eukaryota; Dinophyceae; Prorocentrales; Prorocentraceae
Source: the annotation of a GenBank genome assembly
GCGGUGAGCACGUAUAAGACGAAAGCUCGUGCAUAUGGUGAUGAUCUAGACGAUGUGGUCAUCAAUCAGAUCGACGAUUUCAAGACCAGAGUUGUUUCACGUGCCGCCUCCAUGGAGAUCGUUGCGAAGCUCACCGACAGCAAGCUGAUUCCAAACGAGAUGUUCAUGCGCACAGCGUGCUCCAAGGUCGGCAGCACCCUUCGCAAGUACGAGGUUCCCAGUGAUAGGAUCCACCCAGAGAUCGCGACCAGGGUGUAG